GCAGUCCAGGUAAAGGUUGACCCAAUGGGCCUGAAAAAAACUCGGCCCAUUUAACAAACCCUAGCUGUAUUUCUUCGCCUCACCUCACCUCACUCUUGUUGCAGGUUGAUUUCUCACGGCGUCUCCGUUUUCAGCGAAGGAAGAAAGUGAGAAGAGCAGCAAGCAGUUGCUGCACUGAAAUUGGACAGCAAUGGUCCAUGUGUCAUUUUAUCGAAACUAUGGAAAGACUUUCAAGAAGCCCCGCCGUCCAUACGAGAAGGAACGUUUGGACGCUGAGUUAAAACUCGUAGGAGAAUACGGUCUCCGGUGCAAACGCGAGCUCUGGAGGGUGCAAUACGCUCUUAGUCGAAUUAGAAAUGCCGCAAGAAUGCUUUUGACCCUUGAAGAAAAGGACCCCCGUCGAAUUUUCGAGGGUGAAGCACUUAUGAGGAGAAUGAACCGUUACGGGCUUUUGGAUGAGAGCCAAAACAAGCUUGAUUAUGUGUUGGCACUUACCGUUGAGAACUUUCUAGAACGUCGUUUGCAGACACUCGUGUUCAAGACCGGUAUGGCUAAGUCUAUUCAUCAUGCUAGAGUGCUCAUCAAGCAGAGGCACAUCAGGGUUGGAAGGCAAGUGGUGAAUGUUCCGUCUUUCAUGGUGAGAGUUGACUCACAGAAGCACAUUGACUUCUCGCUCACAAGUCCCUUUGGUGGUGGCCGACCCGGCAGAGUUAAGCGAAAGAACCAAAAAGCUGCUGCCAAGAAGGCGGCAGGCGGUGAUGCUGACGAGGAUGAUGAAGAAUGAGCUGUUACUUGUAUCAAAGGCUUUCUUCAUCUCUAUUAUCUUUGUGGUCGUCGUUUAUUUAUUCGUCUUUCGAACCUUUUUAUCCUUAGGAAGUUUUGGAUGUUUUCGCUUUGAUGUUAAGGUUUUGAUAUCGGAUUAUGUUUUUAUAUGCUAAAACAUGGUGUUUAAUGUUUUAAGGUUGGUUAACCUUAACGUUAAUUA
This is a messenger RNA of Helianthus annuus (common sunflower), 985 nucleotides long. RefSeq names its product 40S ribosomal protein S9-2. The record is from RefSeq and is a predicted model, not a curated record. Gene Ontology annotation, cellular component: cytosolic small ribosomal subunit. Lineage: Eukaryota; Viridiplantae; Streptophyta; Magnoliopsida; Asterales; Asteraceae. Bases 191 to 784 code for a protein of 197 amino acids. Gene Ontology annotation, biological process: translation; positive regulation of translational fidelity. Gene Ontology annotation, molecular function: rRNA binding; structural constituent of ribosome. The transcript has 4 exons.